Molecule: messenger RNA, 1964 nt
Organism: Pseudoliparis swirei
Lineage: Eukaryota; Metazoa; Chordata; Actinopteri; Perciformes; Liparidae
Gene: slc25a24
Product: solute carrier family 25 member 24
Exons: 10
Coding region: 1-1428 (475 amino acids)
Biological process (GO): transmembrane transport
Cellular component (GO): mitochondrial inner membrane
Molecular function (GO): calcium ion binding; ATP transmembrane transporter activity
Source: RefSeq, a predicted model, not a curated record
AUGUAUCAAGUCGUAAGGAAGAUGUUUUUCACGGACUGCCGGUGCGCCGAAGACGCGUCGAACGUGUACGACGAUCUGUUCGCCAAGCUGGACGCCAACAAGGAUGGAAAAGUGGAUGUGGCCGAGCUGAAGGCAGGCCUGGCCGCGAUGGGCAUCGCCUCCGGGAAAGGAGCCGCUCAGAAAAUAAUUUCCUCUGGAGACGAGGACAAAGAUGACGGUCUCGACUUCAACGAGUUCUCCAAGUAUCUGAGGGAACACGAGAAGAAGUUACGACUUACCUUCAAGAGCUUGGACAAAAACAAUGAUGGUCGAGUGGACUUUAUGGAGAUAAAGCAGUCGCUUGCCGAACUAGGACUGGACAUCAGCAAAGAGGAGGCGCAGAAGAUCCUUCAAAGUAUCGACAUGGACGGCACCAUGACCGUCGACUGGAAUGAAUGGAAGCAGCAUUUCCUGUUCAACACAGCCACCAACCUGCAGGAGAUCGUCCGCUACUGGAAGCACUCCACGGUGCUGGACAUCGGGGAGAGCCUCUCCAUCCCAGAUGAGUUCACAGAGGAGGAGAAGACAUCCGGCAUGUGGUGGAAGCAGCUGUCAGCGGGGGCCAUGGCCGGCGCCGUGUCCCGUACGGGAACCGCCCCGCUGGACAGGAUGAAGGUGUUCAUGCAGGUGCAUUCCUCCAAGAGCAACAAAAUCAGCCUGGUUGAUGGUUUUAAGCAGAUGUUGAAAGAAGGAGGCGUGGCCUCUCUGUGGCGAGGAAACGGCAUCAACGUACUGAAGAUCGCCCCGGAGACGGCCAUUAAAUUUAUGGCCUACGAGCAGUUCAAGAAGAUGCUGUCCAGUGAACCAGGGAAGGUCAAGAUCCACGAGAGGUUCAUGGCCGGAUCGCUGGCUGGAGCCACGGCACAAACCGCCAUCUACCCCAUGGAGGUGAUGAAGACCCGUCUGACCCUGAGGAAGACCGGACAGUACACGGGGAUGUUUGACUGUGCCAAGCAGAUCCUGAAGAAGGAGGGAGCGAAGGCCUUCUUCAAGGGCUACGUUCCCAAUCUUCUGGGCAUCAUCCCCUACGCCGGCAUCGAUCUGGCCGUCUACGAGAGCUUGAAGAACUUCUGGUUGUCCCGCUACGCCAAAGACUCGGCCAACCCUGGCAUCCUGGUGCUGCUCGGCUGUGGCACUCUCUCCAGCACGUGUGGCCAGCUGGCCAGCUACCCGCUGGCUCUGAUCCGCACCAGGAUGCAGGCCCAAGCUACUCUCGUGGGCUCGGAGCAGCUGCCCAUGAAUCUGAUGGUGAAGAAGAUCUUGCAAAAGGAAGGCUUCUUCGGACUUUACAGCGGCAUCCUGCCCAACUUCAUGAAGGUCAUACCGGCGGUCAGCAUCAGCUACGUGGUGUACGAGAACAUGAGGGAUAGAUUGGGUAUUCAAAAGUAAAGCAGCGGGGGGGGCGGCAAUUAUUUUAAAAAACGCGUCACGUCGAACGCGUUCGGGGAAGCCGACGUCAAGAGCUCGUUUACCCUUUUAGGUCACCAAAGACGCAAAGCACUGCAGAAGGAGCAAUUGCAGGAGUUUGACUUUACUGUUUUGGAAAAUUCUUCAGUAUUCACAAAGAAAAAAUACAUAAUAAAUCGACCGAUUUUCAGUUUAAUAGCUUUAUACACGGUUUCCCAAAAAUAUUGUGCGAGUGAGGAGCCGUUUCACCAAGAAAUGAGGAAACCUUUGGAAGUGCAAUACUGUAUUUACACUUUGGUGAUUUGACAUUCUGGUGCGUUUGAGACGGGUAUACGUCCUUUUUUAUGGAAUUGAUUUGUUCAAGCCUGAUGAAUGGGAGUAAUGUGCCUUGUGUGCUUUUUUUUCUCAUAGACAUCUAUGGACCUCACUCUUUUAUUUGCCUUUCUAUCCAAUGCGUGGUUCAUUAAGAUGCUGGUGUUUACAGGAAAAAAAAGUUUGAAUAAAAAAAGUGAAAAGUU